AUGAAUGCUGACGUGUAUAAAGAGUGGUUUCUUGAAUUACUCAAUCAUCUUGAAGAGCCCUCUAUUAUUGUUAUGGAUAACGCUUCAUAUCAUUCGACCUUGGCUGAAAAUUAUCCUAAGAGUAGUUCUAGAAAAUCGGAUGUACAAAAAUGGCUUAAAGAUAAAAAUAUUCCCUACAGUAAUCUAGAAACAUUAGCCGAACUCAAAAUGAAGGUGAAAAAUAUAAUGCCACGUGAAAAAUUGUAUCUCCUUGAUCAGUUGUCAUUAGAAAGAGGUCAUGAGGUGAUACGACUUCCUCCCUAUCACUGCCAGUAUAACGCUAUUGAGUUGAUUUGGGCUCAAGUUAAAAAUGAAGUUACCAAAAAAAAUAACACUUUCAAGAUGGUAGACGUUGAACGUUUGACUCAUGAAGCGUUAGAUUCAGUGACUGUACAAGACUGGGAGAAAUGUGUACGACAUGCAGAAACUAUUCAAUCGCAAGACUAUGAAAAAGAAGUUCACAGGGAUGCCAUAUUAGAACCUAUUAUAUUGACCAUAUUACCAGGUGAUAGUGAUUCAAAUGAUGAUGAAGACACAGAUAAUGAUGAAGACAUAUUUGGUAACUAA
Molecule: messenger RNA, 606 nt
Organism: Metopolophium dirhodum (rose-grain aphid)
Lineage: Eukaryota; Metazoa; Arthropoda; Insecta; Hemiptera; Aphididae
Exons: 1
Coding region: 1-606 (201 amino acids)
Molecular function (GO): nucleic acid binding
Source: RefSeq, a predicted model, not a curated record